CGCCAAUUUCGAGACUCUGAACUUUAACCACUGGGCCACCCUGCUUUAAAAAACAUUGGAAGAACGGUUUAUUCAUUGUAGGUUUAUUCAUUGUAAAUAUGAAAUGCAACUAUAUGUGUGCUACUCAACUUCUCAUUGAUGAGAUAGAUACGUUCAUUUACAUUCUAGUUGAUUAAUAAUUACGGCAAAGCGGAUAAAAAUUGCUCUAAUUAAUGGGCACCUUUUCUUAAAAAUUAAACACAAAAUUUCAAUAGGCACUACUCAUCCAAUAAAAUCAUAUCAAUGCGAUUUAUAUCUUUAUUUUUUACUGCGCUUGAAAACCAGAUUAUUUCGUAUUCCGGGCGUUCAGAAUAUCGUUUUCUAUGAACUUGAAUUAUUAGUCUGAGAAAUGCCGGACUGCGGACGACAAUCGCGACAUGAACAAGGCGCAAUCGCGCAGAGUCGCAGACUCGCAGACCGCGCAGUCACUGUGCCGGUGCACGUCGUAGGGGAAGGUUAUGUUAAAAGAUCUGUGCAGCUGUUAAGCAUCCUUGUUCAUAGCCUGUCUGUUUAGUUGACAUUACAAAUUCAAUUAUAAUGGAUCCCGCAUUUGAGUCUGCUGGUCGUAGUGCUGGCUUAGAAAUCUGGAGAAUUGAGAACUUCGUUGUGGUGCCUUAUCCCCGCGAGAAGUACGGCCAGUUCUACGAAGGAGAUUCCUACAUCGUCCUCUACACGGAGAAGGAGGAAGGUACGGGACGGACGCACUGGGACGUACACUUCUGGCUCGGGUCCGAGACCUCACAGGAUGAGGCUGGAGCGUGCGCCAUCAAAGCGGUCGAGCUGGACGACUCCCUGGGAGGCGUGCCGGUCCAGCACAGGGAGGUCCAGGGGCACGAGUCUUCGUGUCUAUCGUCCAUGUUCAAGGGGGGCGUGCGGUACCUGAAGGGGGGUGUUGCGUCAGGCUUCACCCACGUGGACCCCGACGCGCCGUACCCCGCACGUCUCUUCCACGUCAAGGGAAGGAGGAACGUCAGAGUCAGUCAGGUUGAGCUUUCGGUGUCGUCCAUGAACCAGUCUGACUGCUUCAUCCUGGACUCCGGUAAGGCGGUGUACGUGUACAUGGGACCGACCUGCCGCCGCAUCGAGCGCCUUAAGGCCAUCCAGGCCGGUAACGGCAUCAGGGACGAGGACCACGCCGGCAAGGCCAAAGUCAUCAUCAUCGACGAGACAGCGAGUGGCGGGGAGGUCGCUGGUUUCUUCGACGCGCUGGGCGGCGGGUCGCUGGACGACGUUGCCCCCGACAGCUCUGAGGACGACAGCGCCUACGAGCAAUCCCAGGAGAAGGUGGUGUCCCUGCACCGCGUCUGGGAGGAAGGCGGCUCAGUGCAGUCGGAGCAGGUUGCUCAGAAGCCCUUGUCCCAGAGCCACCUCAACUCAGGGGACUGCUUCUUGCUUGACACGGGCGGCUCUGGACUGUUCGUGUGGAUCGGCCGCGAGUCUAGUCGUGCUGAGAAAGUUCGCUCCAUGGAGCUUGCUACGAAGUACUUGGAACGCCAGGGAUACCCCAAGUGGACCAAAGUGGAGCGCAUCUGUGAGGGUACCGAACCUACGGUCUUCAAGCAAUACUUCAAGUCAUGGAAGGAGCCGGAGUCCACUAUUGGCUUCGGCAGAGUCUACACUCAGUCUCAGAUUGCCGCGUCAGGACCUGAGGCGCCGUUCAACGUCGCCAGCCUGCACGCCGGCAAACGACGUCUGCUCGCCAAGAACGCCGGCCCUGCGUUCGGCUUCAUGCCUGACGAUGGCUCCGGCACAAUCGAGAAGUUCCGCGUGGAAGACUUCGAGCUGCAGCCCGUCGACGAGUCCACUCUUGGCUUCUUCUUCGGUGGCGACUCGUACGUCCUCAAGUACACCUACCAGGUGGAGGGGCGCGAGAAGUACAUCGUCUACUUCUGGCAGGUACGUUGAUGUAGUACAUCUACCAGGUGGAGGGACGCGAGAAGUACAUCGUCUACUUCUGGCAGGUAUGCUGGCUUAAUAACGGAGCUCAACGAUAUUAUGAUAGCACUCAAUCAACUCGUUAUAAAAACACGUUAUGAUGUUUGCAAAUUUUUGCAGUUAUUUUCAGGUCGCAUGGUGAUCUUCAUGGGGGGCAAAGCCUCGGGCUUCAAGAACGUCCACGACCACGACACCUACGACGUCGACGGCACGCGUUUGUUCCAGGUGCGAGGAACAUGCGAUUACGACGUACGGGCGGAACAGCGCCCUGAGGUCACCGCCUCCCUCAACUCCGACGAUGUCUUCGUCCUCGAGACUCCUGCCAAAACUUACGUCUGGAUCGGCAAAGGAGCAAGUGACGAUGAAAAGGCCAUGGCGGAGAAUGUUUGCGAGCUCGUAUCCCCCGGGCGACCGAAAGUCACGAUCGCGGAGGGUGAAGAGGAUGAAGGAUUUUGGUCGGCGUUGGGCGGCCCUGGCGACUACCAGACCAACCGCGACCUGGACACGCCUUUGCUGUCGCCUCGCCUCUUCCACUGCAGCGUGUCGCCAGCUGGCGUCCUCCGCGUCAACGAAGUCUCGCUCUUCAACCAGGAGGAUCUGAACGAAGAUGACGUCAUGGUGCUCGAUUCGGGAGAUGAAAUCUACGUUUGGAUCGGCAAGGGAUCCAGCGAUGAGGAAAAACAAAAGUCCUGGCAGAUGGCCCAGGACUACGUUAAAACGGACCCCACGGACAGGUCCCUUGAGAAGACCGUGAUCCUGAGGGUGAACCAGGGCGAGGAACCCGUUGCCUUCACCAGCAUCUUCCCCUCCUGGAACCCCAACAUGUGGGAGGAGUUGCCUACCUACGAAGACGUCAAAGCCAGUAUCGCCGCCCGCAACGCUGAGUUGGAUGACGAAUGAUGGCCGGCGCUGCAUGCGACGGAGCAAUACAGGGAAAAUGAUUGUGUGCGCUUAUAGUGUUUUGUACUGCAGUGUUUUGUACCGCUACAUUCUACUCAUCUAUAAAUCUACACGACAGUCUACCACACCCCGAGUUAUCAAUCUAAUCUACAGAUCUAUUUCACUGCCGAUGUUUUUCCUACAAAAGAAGUGUAAACCUGGGAAAUAUUUCUGACGAAUGCUUUUUUCUCAAAACGAGUGCCUUGAAUUUUAUGAAUGAAAUUGUGCAAGCUGAUUUCUCUAUAGAAUAAAACUCUGAAUGUUUUCUGUAGUAUUACGCAAGGAUUACUGAGCCCGUCCUCAAUGUAGCUUAUGAUAGUCUCUGCCUCAUUCGUAUAUGUUGUUUGAUCAUCUAUUUCGCUAGAUAAUAUUAUAGAAAAAGCUUCAUAUUCAUUGCUUAUCUUAUAUAUAUACUCGUCCGUCGCUAUUCCUUAGUCUCGACUUUCUUUAGUGAAACGUGAAUCAUUUUCCAAAUACCUAUUAAUCACACAAAUUCUUAUCACGGCAAUUCUUAGAAGUUCAGUUUUUUUUUUGAGGCUGUGAGGAUGCCAAGUGAAGUUUUUAUUCUCCCCCUUCUUCGUUGCAUUAUGCCUUCUAUUAUUAUUAGUUAAUUGUUAAGUUAAACUAGUUUCAGUUCUUGAGGGCGCCCUCAAUUUCGAUUGUUCCAAAUUCUUCAGUGCUUCAUGCUGGGUCCGAAUUCUACGCUUCGGCUUCUAAAUUCGUGAAAGUCGGUGAAUUUGUUUAGUAAGCAUUAUGUGGUCAUGUCUUUAUAGGCUUCUUGUCACCUGCGCCGCCUCUAUAGCAUCCAACGCCAGUAGAUGAAUCGUCGACAGUUGAAAUUAUAUAUAUAUUUUUUUUUUGUUACUCUCUUAAUUACUUAUUAUGCUCUAAGUAAACUUGGAAUUGUGUUAUUUUAUCGAUCAAAUCAAAAUUAGUAUUACGAUUGGUUUAGGAAAUAAUAGUGGCUUUUUCGCCUGGGUUUUGUAUUCACGAACAUUUUAUAACUUUACGAUUAAGUAUCAUCGCAUAAUUUCAUCGAAUUUUAAAAAGCUUAUAUGCAAAAUAUUAGGCGCUCAUUUAGGGACUCAUUUGUUUUGUAACUUUCCUUAUCUUUAAUUACACACGCUUCGACUGCACUCGCAACUUAACGGGAACUCCUAAAUGCACAUAAAUAAUGAAGUUCAUUCAUCUUUACUAGGCACAGGGUUGAACGUAGUUGGCGGUGUUAGCUGCUUUUUUUUGCUUAACUGCAUCACUUCACUAUAGUUACUGCAGUGUCUAUUUGGUUAUAUUUUCGCUCGCAAUUUUCUUUUUGUGUCAAAGAUGUAGUUAAUCAUGGGACGCUGUGGGCUUAUCCGGACAUUUAGUAGACUAUAGUUACCGCAUGCUUCACCAUCUCAAUAUUAUAGACUAUUAUUUAAUAAGUCGGUGAUAAUCAAGACAACUUUGAAGAGGCUGAAGUCAGUUCGCCUGUGCUAUUUAAGUCGUGCAAUUCAGUUAUUUCUCGUGCUGUUCAAAGCAGUAGAAUGUGUGAUACCGUCCUGCGCAAUAUGAUGUUAUAUUACGUGCACAAACCCAUUAAACUCAACGAGCACAAUAUAUUGUUCCUAAGUUGUUUACUAUUUGAGCUUCCUUUCGUUUAUGUAUUUUAAAUUAUCUUUUCAAUUAUGACUUAAGGUAAUGCCGAGUACAGUCAUGCGAAUGUAAGUGAGAGGCAAGAAGAGGUUUCGUCCCGAAUUGUUUUCUUGAGCAUUUGGCUUAUAUUGGUAUAAAUGAAACCUUCCGCCGUUG
Molecule: messenger RNA, 4704 nt
Organism: Hyalella azteca
Lineage: Eukaryota; Metazoa; Arthropoda; Malacostraca; Amphipoda; Hyalellidae
Product: gelsolin, cytoplasmic-like
Exons: 18
Biological process (GO): actin polymerization or depolymerization; barbed-end actin filament capping; actin filament severing
Cellular component (GO): cytoplasm; actin cytoskeleton
Molecular function (GO): phosphatidylinositol-4,5-bisphosphate binding; actin filament binding
Source: RefSeq, a predicted model, not a curated record